CAAGGCUGCGCAGCUCGGAGAUAACCACAGCGGCGGAUACCGUGGAGCAGCGUCUACAGACCACGCUUUAUUGGAUUUACUGAACACCUGCAUGGGACACCGUGAGGCUUUUUCUCCCCUUUGUUUCUGUCUUCUACUGGAAACCAACUGGCAUUUGGAAUGGAGCUGAAUCUGUCGAAGAAUGUGAUAUCCUGUGGGGACCCAGGUGGCAUGAAUUUGGACAGAAUGUCGGAGGCCGUGAGAACCGCGCCGCCCCGUGACGUGGCCGCCGCGUUUCAUUUACAGAGACCUUCUGAGGGCAGCCGGGAAACGUUAGAGAACUCAAGCAGCGAGUCCUCAGACGCAGAGCUGGCAGAAAAGGAGAGGAGCGCUGAGCACAGGAGCGAUGACGGAAGCGCGGAUGACCCCAAGAAGAAGAAACAGCGACGGCAGCGGACCCACUUCACCAGCCAGCAGCUGCAGGAACUGGAGGCUACCUUUCAGAGGAACCGCUACCCGGACAUGAGCACCAGGGAGGAGAUCGCCGUGUGGACCAACCUGACCGAAGCCAGAGUGCGGGUGUGGUUUAAAAACCGCCGGGCCAAGUGGAGGAAGCGGGAGCGCAACCAGCAGAUGGAUCUGUGCAAGAACAGCUACCUGCCGCAGUUCAGCGGCCUCAUGCAGCCCUAUGACGACAUGUACCCUGCUUACACUUACAAUAACUGGACCAACAAGGGCCUGACCCCGGCGCCGUUAUCCACCAAGAACUUCACCUUCUUCAACUCAAUGAGCCCGCUUACUUCCCAGUCCAUGUUUUCCGCUCCUAACUCCAUCUCCUCCAUGAGCAUGGCCUCUGGGAUGGGCCACUCCGCCGUGCCCGGCAUGCCGGCCCCGGGCCUCAACAACAUCAGCAACCUGAAUGGCAUCGGUACCUCCGGUAUCAACUCGGCCAUGUCCUCUUCGGCGUGUCCGUAUGGCCCCCCCGGCUCGCCGUAUAGCGUUUACCGGGACACUUGUAACUCCAGCCUGGCCACUCUAAGACUCAAGUCCAAACAGCAUCCCACGUUCGGAUACAGCGGGCUGCAGAGCCCCGGCUCCAGCCUCAAUGCCUGUCAGUACAACAGCUGACGGAGCCAACGGGGCCCCUAAAUGUUACACAACCGCAUGUUCGAAAUGAAUGGGCAACGGACAACUAAACUGGAACAACUUGCGAUCAUUUUUUCGUAAAAGAGAAAAAAUGGAUUUUGCGGGUUACAUGUCUACCAAUGAACUUGAACAGCAAUUCAAACAUCCAGCUUUUUGGAUCUAAAAAUGAAGAGGUGUCACAUUGCUGAGAUGUAUAGAUUUAAAUGUAAAUAUAUAUACAGGUCUAAAAUAAGUAAAAAAAAUAAAAUAAAAAAAAAGAUUUUUUUUCCUUCUUUCUGUGCUGGCUUGUGGCUCUAUUUCGAGCCUCCAUUUCGUCGUUCCCCCACUUCCAUUUCGUACCAAUGCACUUAGACAAUUUAAUGAUGAAGAUACAUGAUUGUAAAAAUGAAAAAAAUAAAAUAAAAAUAAAUCCCAGGCAUUAUUUCAUUUCAUAAGAUGUAAUUAUCUCUAUUUAAAAAAAAAACUUUGUACGACCUGAUAUUUUAAAAUUGUUUUGUUUCUGAGUAGGCUUACCAGAAAAGGACCACCAGGCGGUUGCGUUUUCUAUCUAAAAAGUUCAGGUAAAUUAGAAAACUACUAA
Molecule: messenger RNA, 1705 nt
Organism: Cyprinodon tularosa
Lineage: Eukaryota; Metazoa; Chordata; Actinopteri; Cyprinodontiformes; Cyprinodontidae
Gene: pitx1
Product: paired-like homeodomain 1
Exons: 5
Coding region: 160-1107 (315 amino acids)
Biological process (GO): anatomical structure morphogenesis; regulation of transcription by RNA polymerase II
Cellular component (GO): nucleus
Molecular function (GO): RNA polymerase II cis-regulatory region sequence-specific DNA binding; DNA-binding transcription factor activity, RNA polymerase II-specific
Source: RefSeq, a predicted model, not a curated record